Messenger RNA from Musa acuminata subsp. malaccensis (wild Malaysian banana), 652 nucleotides. Lineage: Eukaryota; Viridiplantae; Streptophyta; Magnoliopsida; Zingiberales; Musaceae. The record is from RefSeq and is a predicted model, not a curated record.
GCAGAGCUUAAACAAUUCUCGGAACUUGCCUGGCUCGCACCGAGCCGCCCCUGUUCUUGGCAGCAGUCGACUCAAAGAGCAAGCCGGAAGAGACAUGUGGUGGGACGAAGACGACGAUCGAGAAGCCUUUGCAGCUUUGGAGGAGGAAGAAGAAGAAGGACAAGACUUCUAUUCUCCUUUCGGCUUCCUCUCGCUCCUAUCCAGACCAAAGGACUACUACAAAAUUCUGGAAGUUGAUUAUGAUGCCACUGAGGAGGCCAUUCGGUCUAACUUCAUACGUCUAGCAUUGAAAUGGCAUCCUGAUAAAAAGGGAAACAAUGCUACUACGAGAUUCCAAGAUAUCAAUGAGGCAUACAAGGUUUUAAGUGAUCCUAACAAGAGACGGCAGUAUGACAGGAAAGGAUUUCAUGGUAUCCAAGACUACAAUGUCAUAGAAUUCCUUGAUCGAUACAAGGGUCUGAUUUUGACAUGCAAUGGCCUCGGCAUCGGAUAUCCAGUACUAUAGUGGAUUGAGGUAUCAGGCCCCUACUAUCUGCGUAAAUAUGGUGCAUCUUUCAAUGUUUUUGCAGAGGCAAGGACAAGUGAAAAAAAGAUAGCACUCAAAAUUCUAUGAUCACUAGCUCUUUUAAGUUUAUAAAGCCUUGAUUUGUUC